This is a messenger RNA of Macaca mulatta (Rhesus monkey), 2416 nucleotides long. RefSeq names its product RNA-binding motif protein, Y chromosome, family 1 member B-like. Lineage: Eukaryota; Metazoa; Chordata; Mammalia; Primates; Cercopithecidae. Gene Ontology annotation, molecular function: RNA binding. The record is from RefSeq and is a predicted model, not a curated record.
ACAUAGUGACAGAGACAGAGAAGGUUCCAGGCAAAUGGGAAACAUCCCAUUAAGGAAAAUUGGUCUCAAACAUAGGGAGUCUUUAAAUAAUGUCCACUCCGGAAAUAUGCUAGAAAGAAGGGAACCAAACACAUGAUGUUGCCCUGCUACUUGGAUUGCUGGAUCAUAUGAUGGGUGGUUCUGCUUGUAGAUUUCUUAGGAGUCUCCAUACUUAAAUGGACAUAAACCCCUGUGUAAGGCCUGCACUAAUUUACAUUCUCACCCAAAAGAAUGCACAUAUAUCCUUUACUCUGCAACCUCACCAGAAAUAUGUUCCUUUUGUCUUUUGGAUAAUAGCUAUUCUGACUGAAAUGAGAUGACAUUUUGUCGUGGAUUUGAUUUGCUUUUGCCUUACGUAUUAGGGAUGAUGAGCACUUUGUAGUAUGCCUGCUGGGCAACUGUGUGUUUUACGUAAACAAAGGAAUAUUCAUGUCAUUAGCCCAUCCAGUUUCAUGCUCUUUAGUCAUUUGAGUCCCUAUGUACUGUAAGUAUUCACUCAUUGUAAGAUGUAUGGUGAUCCAAUAAUUUCUCCCAUCCUGUAGGAUGUCUCCUCCCUCUGUUUAGUUUCCUGUGUUCUGAAGCACCUUAGUUUGAUAUAACCCCAUUCUCUGUUUUUGAUGUUCUUUACUGUUCUUUUGCAGUCACUUUGAGAUCAUCAUUACCAACACCACUGUCAUGGAGCUUCUUCCUUCUGAUUUCCUCUGGUGUUUCUAUCGUUGCAUGUAUGACAUUAAGGACUGCAAAAUGAUGGAAGUGAAUCAGCCUGGCAAGCUGUUCAUUUGUGGUCUAAGUAGAGAAGCCAAGGAAAGGAUGCUUAAGGCAGUAUUUGGGAAACAUGGUCCCUUAUCAGAAGUUCUUUUGAAGAAAAUCGAACCGACAAGUGCAGAGGCUUCACAUUUAUUCCUUGUGAGAACGCUGCAGAUGCUAAGAAUGCUGCCAAAGAUAGGAAUGGAAAGCUAAAUGAUGGAAGUGAAUCAGCCUGGCAAGCUUUUCAUUGGUGGGCUAAGCAGAGAAGCCAAUGAAAAGACGCUUAAAGCAGUAUUUGGGAAACAUGGUCCCUUGUCGGAAGUUGUUUGGAAGAAAGAUCGAAAAAACAAGUGUAGAGGCUUUGCAUUUAUUACGUUUGAGAACCCUGCAGAUGCUAAGAAUGCUGCCAAAGAUAUGAAUGGAAAGUUUUUGUAUGGAAAAGCAAUAAAAGUAGAACAAGCCAACAAACCAUCCUUUCAAAGUGGUGGUACGCGGAGAAUACCACCUCCUUCAAGACACAGAAGCCCCUUGGGAAGUCUGAGAUCUACAAGAAGUAGUGGAGGAACAAGAGGGCGGCAUCACUCACGUGGAGGACACUUGGGUGAUGGCGGAUACACUCUUAAUCUCCACAUGAGUUCUUCUAGGGGAACGUUUGGAGUUAAAAGAGGUCCAUAUUCAAGAAUUGGAAGUCCUCCUCCUAAAAAAUCUGCUCCUUCAACUGUGGCAAGAAGCAAUGAUGGGAUGGGAGGCCAAGGUCCCAUGUCACGUGGAAGAGAGAGCUACGCAGGUCCUUUACGCAGAGAGCCAUUCUCCUCCUGGAGAAACGACAGUAUGUCACCAAGAGAUGAUGCUUAUGCAACUAAGGAUAGAAAUCAUCCAGGUUUUCGAGACACCAGGUGUUAUGCUCCACCACGUAAAGACUAUGCAUGGUGUGAUUAUGGUCGUUCUCGCCGUGAUGAACAUUCCUCUAGAGGAUACGGUGAACAUGAUGGCCGUGGUAGAGAUGAUUCAGAACCAAGUGGAUGUUCUUACAGAGAGGCAUAUCAGAGUUAUUGUAACAGUCCAGGGACCUCUCGUGGUGCACCACCUGCACCAGCUCCUCGUAUGACUUUUGGUGGAAGCAGUCGCCAUGAUUAUAACAAUACACGAGAUAGGUAUGACAGAAGUCGGGAGAGUUACUCAAGGAGCCGUGGUGAUUUCUAUUCCAGUGGUCGUGAGCACAGUGGCAGAAAAGAACGAACAUAUCCACCUUCAGUGGAUAGGGUGCGCCGUGAUCCUCAUGAAGAAUAUGGGAGCUCAAGUUACAGGGCUUCUAGAAAAGAUGUUGGGGGAAGACGAUCUGAAAAAGGAGACUGAAGCAGAUAUUUAAAAUAAUAGCUCUUGCAUACCAAACCUUCCUUGGUUAUCGAAAAUUAAAAUGUUGUUUCUGCAUUAUUACCGGAGUACCAUUACUAGAAACAGGUUAGUUUUGUGGGGAGAGGUAGAUAUUAACUUCCUCCAUGAAUUUUUUGAGCUGAAAAGGAAUUUUUUUUCAAAAUAAUUUCAUUAUUUUUAAUACUGUUUGAAAGCUAUCUAUUUAGGUGUAAUGUGUGUAGUAAAAUUUUCAGAAUAAACCUAUACAUGGAAUGCA